Molecule: messenger RNA, 1218 nt
Organism: Glycine soja
Lineage: Eukaryota; Viridiplantae; Streptophyta; Magnoliopsida; Fabales; Fabaceae
Exons: 1
Coding region: 193-1068 (291 amino acids)
Biological process (GO): shoot system development; root development
Source: RefSeq, a predicted model, not a curated record
CAUCAAAUUAGUAGGAAACACAUGCUAGUACCACAUGCUCACGUUGAUUGUGAGAGGUUAGCUGUGCUGCCUAUUUUCUUGACCGAUAGGAAUGAAUCACCAAUUGCCCCAAUAUAUAGAGGGCUAAGGACUUGGUGAGAGCAAAAAAACAUUGAGCUUCCUUUGUUAGAGAACAUAAUAAAAAGAGUAACCAUGGCAAACAAGUUUCAUGUUCGCUCAAUUAGUUUUCCCAAUGGAUCUCAUCCUAGCACCAUUGCAGUAGAGGAAGAGCUGAGCAACCUCAAAACUUGGGAAGCCACAUCUACAUCCACAUCAAAGUCCAUUGGCGUUGGCUUAUCCUUGCUUCAAGAUUUGCAUACUUGCUUGGAAGAUCUUCUCAACAUGGGAUCAACCCAAAAGCUGAUUUCCAACCAUCAAGGUGAGAAAUGCAUGGAAGAGCUUCUUGAUGGAUCAGUGAGAAUUUUGGAUAUCUGUGGCAUCACAAGGGACACCAUGUUGCAAAUUAAGGAAAAUGUCCAAUCCCUUCAUUCUGCUCUUAGAAGGAGGAGAAAGGGGGAUUCAAGCAUUGAAAAAAUUAUAGCUGAAUAUAAUUUCUUCUCAAAGAAGAUGAAGAAGAAUGCCAAGAAAUUGAUCACAUCUUUAAAGCAGAUGGAGAGCAAACAUGGAGUAUCCCCACUCUUGAAUCAAGACAAACAACUCGCUGCUUUGAUUAAAGUGCUUAGAGAAGUUAUUGUAAUGAACAUGUCUAUCUUCAAAUCCCUGUUAGCUUUCUUGGCCGUACCUGCUUCAAAGUCAAAGGCAACCAAAUGGUUAUUGGUAGCAAAAUUAUUGCACAAGGGAGUGAUAGCAUGUGAAGAGAACCAAGAGAACUACAAUGAGUUGCAGUGUGUGGAGGCAUCUUUAAGCACCCUUUUAAGUGAAGGUACUAAUGUUGCAAAGAUGCAGGGUGCACAUGAAAGAUUGGAAGCUUUGGAGAAUGCCAUUGAAAGCAUAGAAAAUGGUUUGGAGGGCGUAUUUAGGCACAUGAUUAAAACAAGGGCCUGCCUUUUGAACAUCACGACUCAAUAAGAUUAGAGUCAUGAUUUUCUCUCUAAAUCCUGCAAAGCAUCCAAAUUUUAGGGAUCGGCUGAGGAUUUGAAAAUUUUGCCUCAUCAAUUUGUACAUAUGUAUACAGUUCAAUAGUUAUACAAUCAAAUACAAUGAAAUGUUUUUACUCUA